This is a messenger RNA of Mytilus californianus (California mussel), 1372 nucleotides long. RefSeq names its product E3 ubiquitin-protein ligase TRIM36-like. Gene Ontology annotation, molecular function: zinc ion binding. The record is from RefSeq and is a predicted model, not a curated record. The transcript has 8 exons. Bases 96 to 1091 code for a protein of 331 amino acids. NCBI's taxonomy places the organism in Eukaryota, Metazoa, Mollusca, Bivalvia, Mytilida, Mytilidae.
CUUUACUACAAAGACUGGAUUGUUCAUCUGGACAACGCUUGACAUAUACAUUAACUAGCCACAGGUGACUUUUGUACUUUCUUUGAGUAUCAAAAAUGGCCCAAGCUGCAGCCUCGACGUGUGAAAUAUGUACUGCCGGAGCUGGUGAACAUUAUUGUCAACUGUGUGACCAAUUAUUUUGCGGAAGCUGUAAAUUAUCUCAUUUACGCACGAAGAUAAGUAAAAACCACACGUUUUUAAGCGGACCAAACAUCAACAGGGAAGAAACACUACUUUGUACAGAACACGAAGAAAUUUAUUUAUUCUACUGUCAUGACUGUGAUACUCCUGUGUGUAGAAUUUGCUCCGUUGAGAAACACAGCCGUCAUUUGAUGACAGACCUUACUAAAUCAACUGAGAAAUUUAGGUCUGAACUUGCCAAGGAUAUUGAAUCGAAGGUAACAACAUCGAGGCAAAACGUAAGCAAAAUUGAAAAAGACACAAAAGCUUACCGUGAGGAAGUCAAAGCUGUCAUCAAAAACUUUACUGACGAAGGAAAUUAUUGGAAGAAAUUGAUUGAUCAAAAAGUAGAUAGUUUUGUUAAGCUAGUGCAGGAUGAGGAACAGAAAGCAUUACAAAAAACGUCUGCACACACCAAAGUUUAUCGUGGAGUGUUCGAAAAUUGUCAACAAUGGCAAAAGAACAUCAAAGAAAUGGAAACAAUAGCAGAUGUAUUAUUGUUACGAAAGCUAAAACACCUUAAAAUUGAUGUGGACAACAUAGAUUUAAAACAAGUUCCCGAAAGGUCUUCCGUGUCAUACAGAAACAAAAAGCAUUCAGACACAGAAAUAGACAGCCUAUUCGGAGAGUUGAAGUUUCGGGACAGUACAGCGUUGAUGGAAAACACUGAACGCCAACAAAAUACCAGGCCACCAGAAUAUCAAAAGAGGUACAGAUACACAUGUCGUUCUUGUGGGAAUGAGCAGGUUUCAAUUGAGGAGCCUGCAACACGAUACAGGCAUAGCGGUCAAGGUUUGUCUAUGGCGUGCAAUAACAGUAAAUGUGGCUUCUACAAUCAGUUAUGGUGGCAUGACUUUAGAGGAAAAGUAUAGAACAAACUCGCAACUCAAGGACUAUAAGAUGUCAUGGCAUUCAUAUACAUAAUGUGUUUUAAGACAAGCACCAAUGAAGAUCAUCAUAUGAACCGUCUGAAUUUUAAGAGACAAAAAACAACAUUCGUUUUUCUAUUAACUUUACCGAAAGAAAGGUAGUUUCAGAGUUAAAUUUUCAUCGAAUAAGUCUUUCGUCUGACAUAUUACAAUAUAUUAUAUAUCACACAACUUUAUUCUUUCUCAGAUAUUCUCAUUAAUAUGAUGCAUUGAUAAUUCUUUAU